Messenger RNA from Osmia bicornis bicornis, 7862 nucleotides. RefSeq names its product transcription factor MafB-like. The transcript is spliced from 4 exons. The coding region runs from base 2288 to 3334 and encodes 348 amino acids. NCBI's taxonomy places the organism in Eukaryota, Metazoa, Arthropoda, Insecta, Hymenoptera, Megachilidae. The record is from RefSeq and is a predicted model, not a curated record.
ACUCGCGCACGCAAAUCCUUCGGCCGGGGAUGUGCGUUUAUCGCGCCACCGCGUCGACACACAUCGUACUACGUAACGUACGAAGUAACGUAGUAGCAGCGUGCACUACGUGACGUGACCGUGCCCGUGUCGUGUUCCGGUAUCCUGCUGACACGCCACCCUCGAAAUUCGACCGAUCGCCAUGUACGACUCGGAUAAACCAGCCUCGUCCGUCCCAUUGUAACGUCGCCGGCCCUUCACAGCUAUGGAUUCGCCGGGAAUCACCGUGCGGGUAUCCCACGAGUGCCCAUGAAGGAAGCUACCCCUAUCCAAUUCUAUGGAGCCUCGAUAAACCCUCGCCUGCCUUUCGAGAAUUUUCAUCACCGAUUUUUCUUUAAAAUAUCAACGAGAUUUGAAAAUCGAAAUCGAAAUUUCGGGCACGAAGUUUCUUCCUCGAGAACUGCAGUUCAACAACACAUGCACCCUCGCUUCUGCGACAAGAUUUAAUGACCUCUCCGCGUUCAACGUGGACGAUAUUUAUCAUCGUUCUCAGCAAUUUUUAUCGACUUCGAUAAACAAUUUCCAUGUCGAUGUGAUUAAACAAUGGAUAACAUCAGCUGGUGUCUAACGAUCAGGUGACGAAGAAAAUAUUUCAAAAGAAAUUUUGCGAUUUUCGAUGAAUUAAGGAACACUAUCUCCAUGUGCAACACACUGUGCUAAUACACGAAUAACACGAAAUCGUCUGAACACGGUUCGCCGAGGAAAUUUCUGAUCGCGUUCCCGGUAAUCAUACCGAGUGGUAGCUUCCCUCGUUGUUCGCCUCUCGACUACUUUUUUCCAGUCUUUUUUUUUUUCGAAAAUACACUUGACACAAGCAACCGCUGGUAUUUCACAGUGAACGCCGCCUGACAUGGCUACGUGUUUCGACCAAGUUUCGUUUCGCGUUUCACAAAGGAACGAGGUCAUUAGGUACGCGAGAAAGCAGGAAGGGUCGAGGGAAGUUGGCCACGCGGGAUUAAGCGUCCGCGCCACUCUUCCACGGGUCUUUCUUUUAUUUCGAAAGGAUGUCACAAAGGUCGAUCCCUCGUAGCUCGAUAGACUGACUUUCCUUCUCGAUUGAUCGACAAAUAUCCUGAUUCGAUGGAAUCCCAGCGAGGAAGCUUAACGGAUCGCUAACGGUACUAAUUUCGUCUUAAAACAAAAAUGAACUGUGAACGAGUGAAUAAACUUUCGCAGUUAUUCGCUUAACCGAACCGUUCGAUACGGUACAUUGAAACGAAUCGUAGACGAUUGUUCGCGUUCGAUCGUGUGUUAAAUCCGCGGCACCGAAUGAUCAAUUGAUCGUAGCGAGAAGUGGAUGAGCAUCGGGUUGAUCCAUGAUGGAGGCGGAAAUCGAGCAAAUUCUAUUGAAACCCACUUGCGAAAUGAAAUGCGAGUUGGUCGAUCUGUUAAAUAGCACGAUCCUCUUGAUAACUGUCGUUAGAUAAUGUGGUUGAUCGAUGAAGAGGACAACAUCGUUCAACUAACCAGCGAGGAAACGUUUGUCAAGACUUCUAUCGAGCACGAAACAGAUCCUUCUUAAAAUAAGAUACAUUUUCGGAUCGGUGUGCUUCGAUCGGACGACACUUGGUUGGUAAUUUAAGAAAUGCCCGAAGAAAGAAGAAACACAAACCGGAGGGAAGAUAAUUUUCAUUCAGACGCAGCGACGUGCUGAUUAUUUCUUUUCUAAACGAAGCACCCUGCUUAUCUCGUUUCCGCGCGAUGCUCUUAAUCUUAUAAAACACCGGAACCGUAAAGGAAAAAUCUUCUCUCGUUUUCUUCCUAACCGCGAAGAAAAACGUUUAAAAGAAGAUCAGAGAGAGUGCUCUGUUUUACAGAAGCAAGAAGUCACUCCUAUAAUUGGCCGUGACAUCAGCGAUACAAUGGAAAAAGGUUGUCGAUAAUGGUCUAAUAAUCUCUUCGUUCAAUCCCAUUGGAUAUGCAGUCUUCGUGGAUUAUUCUAUCCUUCGAAAAUUAUCCAAUAUCAUUUUGAAUCAAGGGGAAAAGGAAGUUGAAGAACCUCGAAUAAAUGGAAAUAAAAGACAGAAGGGGUUAAUUCAGCUUCAUGUUGUCCCGAUACAUCCGAGAGCUUUCAGUGGAUAGUUUCGCGGAAGAACGUGGAAAGAAGAAACGGAAGCCGGAUCGUGAGGUGUCGGUUUUGUGACCGUUCGGUGAGCGGGCUGUCGAGAAGACCCGCGAGCUUUCUUGUCGCAAAGUGGUCGCCAUAGAGGCCGGUGAAGAACGUAAUGUGACAACAGCUGGUGAAGAGAUGACGGUGACUCCGUCGACUUCCGAUGUCGCUGACAAGGCUGUUUCGACGGACGACGGUGGUAGUGGAAUGGAGGUGGCACGUCUCGAAGCCGUCCUCGCUGCUCUGGUGGAAACGAAGGUGGAAGCGAUUAAAGCGUCCUCAGCUUUAAGCAAACGUUCCGGCAGCGCGCCGGCAAGUCCUCGUCGGCUAAGGCUAACUUCCACUUCGACUGCCUCCUCCUCGUUGAAUCAUCAUCAUCAUCAUUGCCGUCAUCAACAUCGAAGGAAGAGUCAUCAUCAUCACCAUCAUCAUCAUCAUCACCAUCAUCAGCAGCAGAACCGCAAGAGGCACGAUUCCGCUCCUUGCGAUGAGUUCCUCGGAGACGUCACGGAACAUCAUCAUCGUAAUUCUCAUCAUGGUAAAGGAAGACGAAGAGCAUCGGAAAGUCCACGACGUCCAAGAAAGAAGCGCAAAUACUCGAAAAAUCCGAACAUCAUUCACGGCGUUGUCCAAGACGUUCAGACUGGUCUUGAUUCACGUUUAGAGCUUUUCGGGAUGGAUGGUGAUCAAGAUCUCGCAUUGAUAAACUUUGAAAGGGCUCGAGAGACUCUCAGCGAUUCCUGCGAAUAUCCGCAGUUGCACCGAAGUGCCUGCUACUUUUCUCAAAGUACAGCUCAAUUAAAGAUCCAUUACGACGACGACGAUUACGUGGCGUUGAACAUAGCCGACGAUUUGGAAGAAGAGGAAACCUUGAGCGGUCCCGAGAAGAUCGCGGCACCUCGAGAGAAGUAUCAUCGACCCCGUAGAAAGCGGAAACGGAAACGGCGUAAAGUGGUCAAUACAGAUCCUCAAGAGGAACUGGUGGAUCCUGAAGAACUUCCUCCUCGUGCUCGAUGGACGAUCGUCGCGACCGCUUGUCUCCUCCUUGCUAUGUCUUUGCUCUUGGUCGGAGUCACCCUUAGAAUGGCGCCAAUCAUUGACGAAAUGGUGCGACGGGAGAACGAGGAACUGUUGAAUUCUCUCAACAGAGUCCUCGUUACGGAAAACUCGACGACAUCUCCUUAAGGAAAGCGUCCUGGAGGCAGAAGAAUGGUCUGUUUUAAAGCAGUUUAUCUCGAAGGAAAAGAAGAACAAGCAUCGAGGGAUGGGGAGAGGCUGGUUUCGAAGCGGCUGGUAUUGACGGUCGCUUUACAGAAAACGGCCAACUUUUAUUACGAUCUCGUUUCGUUCGACGAGUCUUAGGGAAAGACAUCGAGUAUAACUUGUCAAUGUCGUGAUGGUACACGGCUAAUUUGUCGACUCCGUCAAUAGCUCGAACUACGAAGGAAAGUUCGUGACAAAGUGGAAUCGAUGCUAUAGUUUUAUCCCCAUUGUUUCGAAGGUACGUCCAAGUUCUCUUUUUCAUUGAAUCACGUAUGUAGGUUUCGAUGGACGUCGGAUACGAGAGUAGUCGCGUUGAAGUGGAUAGAGAUAAAUAGGGAAAAUCGAAUAAAAAUAUAUGACGAUACACGUAAUUAAAAGAAAAAAAAGUUACUCGCGACGAUUGAACGUCGCUAUUGUUAGCUCGUUAUUGUUGUUGGUGCGACGAGUCGACGAUCGUUGGAGAAUAAAUUGUGUUAUACGAGAAAUUAAAUCGCGUAUGGCAGCGGAAACCGAUUCGUUUUGUGAAAAUGCUGAGAAUCGGUAGAAGCACAUCGUAUGCCCACAACGAAAAGAAAACGUUUCAAAGAAAUUCGAUGCGAAUCCUCGUUGGAAAAAAGUUAGUUUAAUAUUGCUUUUUUUUUAUUAAAUAAUAAAUGUUUAAUUAAUUGUUUGAGUGCUAAAGUACAUUAUAAAGAUUAUCCAAAUUUUCAAAUAAAUUUCCCCAGGAAAAAUCCACUUUUCAAUUAUUCAUAAAAAUUUUUCAGUUAACAAUAACCUUUGUAUAACAAAUGAUUUCUAAGAAAAAAGAAUUAUUUUUUCCAAGAGGAUACGUUCAUUUGUUUUGCGCUUCACGAGGUGUAUAAACGUGUAAAGCCUGUUAAAUGAAAUAUUUAUAAUCAAGCAUCGACGUAGCCAAAGGAGUAGCUGAAAUAAUUGUUGUUGUCAAUUGUUUGUAAAAUACGAAUCGCAGAAAAGAGCGUCGAUUUGAAAACUUCUAUCGAUCUAAUAUCGUUUCAAGGAAAAAACGUCGAGCAAUUGUUCGGCUCAGUAUAUCGAGAAGAAUAAUGUCGCGAUUUGCAAAAUUCUGUUAUACGAAUCUGAAUAGAAAAGCUUCAUAUUCCGCUGAAAUUCAUUCAAUCAACCACUUUUCUCAUAAAAUGCAUAAUCAAAGUCAGCUACAUGCAACAUAUAUUGUAACAAUAUAAACUAGAAAAGUUUAUCUGUGCCACUCUCAUCUCCAUUUCAGAUUUAGGAUGAUCUAGCGACUGGCAAGUAGUAAAAAUCGUAGUUUCCGAGACCUCGCCUUUUAGAAAUAAUAAUUUAACAAAGAAAAAAUGAAUUUUCGAACUCUAUCAAAUAUUUUACGAGUGACAAAUAUUUCUGAUAAUAGAAACGGUUAAUUAAUUGUCGGAACGAUGGAUGAACGAGAAAAUUCAUUGACGAUUGAUGUAAAACAAUGUUAAUGAUUCAAAAGAAAAAUGAAUAAUAAAAUAUUAGUGAAUUAUAAUACCAUAAAUGAAUCGUUUUAUCCAUCGAUGCUCGACCAAUUUCUAUCUCGUCAAUUCUUGUCUUUUAUGCCGAAUUAUCAAUUUUGCUAACGUACUAUUUCUCUUACUAUUCUAAAGGCAGCCGUCCUCAAGAAACAUUGCUCUUUUUCUCAGGAGAUAGAAAGAUCGUAAAGACAGGCUCUUUGAAACUGAAGAAUAUAUUCAGAGAAUGUUGAAUAGAAAAUCUCGUGUUCAACGCACUCUGGACAUGAACGUAAAGGGCCUUUAAUUGAAAAAUUGAUGACAGAUGGGGGUAAAGAGAUAAAUAAAUAGAUCGGUAUAUACACACAGUACUCUUCUAAAAAAUUGCAUAGAAAAGUGGCCAAUUUUUGCAAAGCUUUCUAGAACGUAUUUUUGCGUCGCACAAUCCGACCUGAGUCAAAUUUCUUCGAUAUCUAUCCCGUAGGGUUAAAUUUGUAUCUCGAAACAUAAAGAAUAACAAUUUAUAUCUGUCCUUCUUUAUAUGAAAAAUCGAAAUUUCGAAUCGCGACCCGUUGCACUUUGUUAGCUCGAAAGUAAACGUUGUUACGACAGUGGUCACGAACACUGGUACUUGUAUGAAAUGUACGUAGAGUACAAUUGUAAUCAUAGAUCGUUCGUUCGUAUUUUUUUUUUUUUUUUUUGGCCAACAUUGUCAAUAAGUAGUUUCGCGAUAAAUAUAUCUAAUAGCUCAUCGAGCUGCUAAUAUGUAUCGUGUAUUUUGUAAGAGAUACGAAUCUCGUUUUUCUACAUGGAACCGUAUGGAACAUCUCUGAAUCAAAUCUCAAAGAUCCUCGAUUGUUUCUUAACGUGAAAUACAGUGAGUCGCAUUAAUAUUUAAAUAAUUAUUUCUCGAUAUGCAAUGGUGCAAUAGACCCCCCUAUUAAGAAAUGGAAAAUCUUUUUUUAAUACACUCUGAAUUAUUUUCAAAAAUUUCAAAUAACGAUAAUAAGAUUAAAUACAAUUAAACUUAAUAUUAUCAAAGGAUGAAAAUAAUUUUUUAACCCCUUCCUCCCGAUCGAGCAAUUAUGGUUGCGCCAUUGACUCGUAGAAUUAUAAUUUUUUCUUUUAAAAAAUAAAAUGUUACUAGCCACAGUAGAAAUAGCCAUGCCUAGUGCGGCACAUUACAAUGUUUCAAUUUUCUAUUUCAAAUUAUUAUUAUAUAAAAUACCCUUGAUUUUGAAAUUAAGUUAGUGCCAGUCAUUAAUAAUAUCUGUGGCAGUAAACGUGCCAAUAUUACACUCUCGUGCGAAUUAAUAGAGCAGAGAUGGGCAUCAGGGUAAUCUCUGGAUUCAAUAUAAUACGUUAUAACCUCAGGAAAAAGGACAAGUUGAUUUUCUAUAUUGACUUGGAACAUUUCAAAAUUCCUUGAAAAAUGAAAAAUAAUAAAUAGAACAUUUUAACUAAGAAAAAUAGCCUAGUAUCCAAUGAUUGUUUAGUAGUGGAGGACUACAGUCACCCUUAGCAAUGAAAGGGUUGAAUACUUAGUCUGUCAUAUUGUACCAGUUUCUCAAAUAUUCUAGUUAUUUUUUGAAUUAUAAUGUACCAUAUAACUCUGAGAGAUUUUCAUGAUAACCAUCCCUGAAUUAAAAUAUAAAUGAACCCUCUUGACGCACUCCUAGCGUUCUCGGUUCGAAGAGUAACGCGGAGGCGCAGGUUAUUUGGCCUAACGUGAAAAAUCUCUGCCGCUAGUAUUUUCUUCCAGCGAGUAUCUGUACAUAGAAGGAGAGAUUAAUAUAACUCCUGGUUCGUCGCGUAUUAUUGUCAGCACGGUAUCAUAGAUACGGAUCAACGCUUGUUAAGUAGGACGACGUAGAAACGGUAUUCAAAAUCAUUGUAUAAUAUUUUCGUUUCAUCGAUUUCCUUUUGCCAAAGAGUUGUUAAGAAUUCAAAUGAAUUAAUAAUUCCGUUUGUAUGUCGUCGAAAAUCCACGAGGAAAGUAAAGCCCAAGAAUUAUUCUAAGAAGAUGGAAAUUAAUCGCGAUAACCUUUGGAUUAAGUAGUUUAAGUGGUAUACCUAGACAAUGUGUGUGCCAAAAUGGAAAAGAUAACCACUGUGUCAAAAUAAAAAAUUGUAUAAGGCGUCAUCUAUUCCUUUGACAAUCAAAGUACAGCGUGAUUUGGAGUUUACGUGAAUGUAAAAUGACUAUGCGCGAAGAAAAGAAUUGUCUUUGAUGUUUCUAAAUUGCGAGGUGAUUAAUUUCCAAAGAUUUUCCUCCUCUUGCGUCUUCCUUUAGAAAUAUAUAAACUUGUAAAGUAACAAGAGAUGAGAGAAAAAUAAUUUCUUAGUCUUUUACGUAGAAACACCACUUUUCGUUUGCUUGUAGGUAUAAUAGUUUUAACGUAGUCCUAAGUUAAUUACAAUUAUUUAAAUCUUUGUUUAUUAAAUAUUUUGCAUUCCAAGAUUCGCUUUAAAAAAUAGAAAGGGAAAAAACGUCGAGUUACGCGAAUUACAAUAAUCUCGCGAUCAUUUUCUUUUUUUUUUUAAGUUAGAGUAUUUGAACUAUAGAAGAAUAAUUAUUAUAUAUACUAGCACAGUGCAUUGUGCACUCUUUGAUCAGAUAACGAUCAGAAUAAAAACGAAGCCCGAGGUCUUAAAUUACAUACGAAUCGUGCUAAUUGAUACAAGUACGAAUUUGAACUCACUUGUUACGUUCAUCUGUAUCGAACGAUUGUUUUAUUUAAAAGGGAACUGUUGAUUAAUUAAUCAGCUGAAUUCCCGGUAAAGUAUUUAAGAAGGCAUGACGUAAAGAUUUAUUUCGAGGAACUGUAAUAAUAAUCUCGAGUUAUGAGAUCUGUAUCAUACCGAUGAUGUUGUGAGAUGUUAAUGGAUGAGAUAUUAAGGUUUAUGUUUCUAUAUUGUAAUAACAUUUAUGUAUAAUGGUUAUUAUAAUGCAAAAAAUAUACAUGCUAAUUGUCCACGUU